AAAGACAUAUAAGGAGGUGAAGAUCCCAACUAUCGGCUCGUUCUCUGUCUCUAGACUCCAACGCAGAUCAGUGCAUCAGCUCCAUUCACCCUCCAGUAUCCAUCACAGCUCCAGAACGCAUCUCAAAAGCUCUCCAGUCACGCUUUCAUCAAAAUGAAGGCCUUCACCACGCUUCUUUGCACCCUGGUGGCUCUCGCCUCGGCGGCUGCAGUUCCAUACAGUCCGUCCAUGGACAUUGCAGAGCGCGAUGCCGCUGCCGCACUCGGCCUUGACAUGACGGCCUACGAUCCCCUCGCACGGCGUGACGAGGAGGUCGAGGUCGUCACGGAAGAUCUGCCGGACGGCAGCAACAAGGUCGAAAUUGUGGUCGAUGGCGUGUCUAGCGGCUAUCUGAUUAUUGACGCCGAUGGCGAGGUCCAUGGCUUCGGGGGCGACGGCACCGAGUUUGACCUAGAUGAUGUCCUCGUGGCCCGCGCCGAGGGUGCUACCGGCGUUGAGAAGCGCGCUUUUGAACGUAUCCGCGCCCUUGCCAAGCUCGCGUCCGUCAUUAAGAAGUACGGUGCCAAGGUUGUGAAGUUCCUCAUCUGCAUUGGGUCCUGGGGCAAGAUUCUCAAAUGCGCCCCCAAGGUGCGUGUCUUUCCUAUUGAUGGAAGCGUCCGUGUCCUUUGGCCAUCGGAAGCCCGUGCGAGGUUGGAGGUUGCUGACUGUUCCUCCCUCCAGUUCGUCACCUGCGCUGUCAAUAACAAGGCCCCGUGGGAGUGUGGCCCUGGGAUUUCCUGCAUCGGCAACUCUGCGCAGAAAUGCUUGGCUCAGCUGUGACCGGACUCCCUGUACAGAGUACUGUGCGCUCAUAGCGGU
This is a messenger RNA of Parathielavia appendiculata, 858 nucleotides long. RefSeq lists its product as uncharacterized. Bases 154 to 819 code for a protein of 221 amino acids. The record is from RefSeq and is a predicted model, not a curated record. The transcript has 2 exons. NCBI's taxonomy places the organism in Eukaryota, Fungi, Ascomycota, Sordariomycetes, Sordariales, Chaetomiaceae.